Physella acuta is the source of this 1390-nucleotide messenger RNA. RefSeq lists its product as uncharacterized. The record is from RefSeq and is a predicted model, not a curated record. NCBI's taxonomy places the organism in Eukaryota, Metazoa, Mollusca, Gastropoda, Physidae.
CACCUCCUAUAAAAAGAUAUUUCAAUCAACCUUCUGCCGGCAAGAAUUCCGGGAACACUUCAUGUGUUUAGAGCAUAAGUUUGUGACAUCUGUUGUUUAUAUUUUCUGAGACUAUGAAAGCACAACGGUGAAAGAGCAGUCACGAGUGCUAACAGAUCAGUUAUAAAAAGGAUUGUCUAACUAUCAACAACAUUCGUAAUAACUGGAAUAGACUACUGAAAAUUAAAUUACAUUUAGACAAGAGAAAAAUCACAGCACUGAAGGAAGAGACCACAGGAAGAAACCACCAAAAAUAAUAAUAAAAUACCACAAUAAGAAACCACCAAAAGAAAACCAGAGUGGAAAGAAGUGUGAGAAACAAUGAAAGGGAAGUCGAAAGUCGACUCAAUUAUUAUAUCACCGGACGCAACUGACCAUGGCGCCACUGGAGGCAGCUCAUCUCACAUCCACUCUCUCCAGGUCCAGUCAGUGGAAGAUGAAUCCACCAACUCCACCAGCGACACACCAGCGGUCAGCACAGUAGCCUCGCCCACUAAGGUCGCCCCCGAGCAAGGGAUUAAACCAAGCAGCGCCCCCGAGCAAGGGAUUAAACCAAGCAGCGCCCCCGAGCAAGGGAUUAAACCAAGCAGCGCCCCCCAGCGAGGGAUUAAAGCUAACAGCAGCGCCGGCGACCUGCUAGCAGCGUCAAGCCAAGCCAACAGGGACAGGAUCUGUAGCACAUUUAUCACACAAACACACAGCGGGAGCACCAGCAGUCUUAACAGAGUCGGUGCGUCGAGAACGUUAUCUGCGUCGUCUGGCUCCGCCAUGGACGAUAACUCUUCCAAAAAUGACUCGUCAUCGGAGGUGAGUAAACCCAGAUUUAUGACUUUCCUGAAGAGAAAGAUCCAGUCCAGGCGUGGCAAGAAAGAGACCACGGUCAAGGAGAUCUCCAUCACGCCAGAGCGCGAUGGCCAGUGGGCGGUCAAAAACGUCACGCCCCCGGGCAGCGGCAGUAACUCUCGCGCCGGCAGCGGUAACGCGAGCUUCAACGGCGCCAGGGAGAGCCCCAACCUGGUUGUCGUUCAUGAUAUGGAUAAUGAGUACAACCCCGAGUACAGAUAGUGUGGUCAAAGUGCUGUAACUCCAUUAGAAUGAUGAGAAUACAGUAUGGUCAAAGGUCCGUAACUCCAUCAGACAGACAUGCAAAGUUCGGUAACUCCAUUAGUAAGAAGUGAAUACAGUGUGGUCAAAGUUCGGUAACUCCAUUAGUAAGAAGUGAAUACAGUGUGGUCAAAGUUCGGUAACUCCAUUAGUAAGAAGUGAAUACAGUGUGGUCAAAGUUCGGUAACUCCAUUAGAAAGACAUGAUUAUAGAUUAUAGACAGUGUGGUCAAAGUUCAGUAACUCUA